CUCUCUCGCAUCUCACCUACCAUGGCUGAUACCGCACCCGCUGCUCCGGCUCCCGCCAGCCCCGCCAAGGCGAAGAAGCCGAAGGCUGCCAAGACCGGCGCCAAGAAGGUCGUGCCGACCCAUCCUCCGACGGCCCAGAUGGUCAACGCCGCCAUCAAGAACCUGAAGGAGCGUGGCGGCUCUUCUCUGCAGGCCAUCAAGAAGUACAUCGCCGCCACCUACAAGAUCGACGCCGAGAAGUUGGCCCCCUUCAUCCGCAAGUACCUCAAGUCUGCCGUCACCGACGGCAAGUUGGUGCAGACCAAGGGCAAGGGAGCGUCCGGCUCGUUCAAGCUGAGCGCCGCCGCCGCUGCCCCGAAGAAGGAGAAGAAGGCCGUCAAGCCGAAGAAGCCUGUCGCCGAGAAGGCAAAGAAGCCCAAGACCCCGAAGAAGACCGCCAAGCCUAAGAAGGCCGUGGCCGAGAAGAAGCCCGCCGCCGCCAAGAAGGUCGUCGCUGCCAAGAAGCCCAAGUCUCCGAAGAAGGAGAAGAAGCCGAAGGUGGCCGCUGCCAAGCCUAAGACCCCGAAGGCCAAGAAGGUUGCCGCCAAGAAGCCUGUUGCUGCCAAGAAACCCGCAGCCAAGAAAGCAGCCCCUAAGAAGGCCGCCGCCAAGAAGGCUUAAGUCUUCCACCACCCUCCCUAAAUCAGCCCUUUUCAGGGCUACCAAAUAUCUCAAAUAAGAGAUACGCAAGCAAUCAAAACAGUUACAAUUUAGAAAAUAAAUAAAAGAAUAUCCUUAAACCUUCCUUCAAAUUAAAAUUUCUCCUUCUGAUAAAGUGCCUGAAAGAAAGCUUAUUAUUUUAGCUUCGUCACUUGAUAUUUUCACUUCAUAUUUUUAAUAAUGGGCAGACAGUUCUUGGCAUAGAUUUUCAAUCUUUUGUCCAUGAUACGUUAAUUUUAAAUGGCAUUUGUACUAAAUUUCCACAGCUCUUUUUUUAUUACAAUUUUAUUG
This is a messenger RNA of Neocloeon triangulifer, 990 nucleotides long. Its product is annotated as histone H1B-like. Gene Ontology annotation, molecular function: double-stranded DNA binding; nucleosomal DNA binding; structural constituent of chromatin. Lineage: Eukaryota; Metazoa; Arthropoda; Insecta; Ephemeroptera; Baetidae. The transcript has a single exon. Gene Ontology annotation, cellular component: nucleus; nucleosome. Gene Ontology annotation, biological process: nucleosome assembly; chromosome condensation; negative regulation of DNA recombination. The coding region runs from base 22 to 660 and encodes 212 amino acids. The record is from RefSeq and is a predicted model, not a curated record.